Messenger RNA from Mugil cephalus (flathead mullet), 2462 nucleotides. RefSeq names its product galactosidase, beta 1-like (gene glb1l). The record is from RefSeq and is a predicted model, not a curated record. Gene Ontology annotation, biological process: carbohydrate metabolic process. The coding region runs from base 155 to 2065 and encodes 636 amino acids. Gene Ontology annotation, cellular component: vacuole. Gene Ontology annotation, molecular function: beta-galactosidase activity. The transcript is spliced from 16 exons. NCBI's taxonomy places the organism in Eukaryota, Metazoa, Chordata, Actinopteri, Mugiliformes, Mugilidae.
CAUGAUAUCAAUUCAAAGCAGGACAUUGUGAAUAAUGUUGUAGUCCGUGGGCCAGACAUGCAGCAGUAAGGGAUUUCAAGAAUGGAGUAACAUACAGUUAAUUGGUUAGAUAUGCAUAUAUUUUAGGUUUCUCCAUUACGCAGAAGCAGCAGACAUGGCUGCUGCUGUGUUACUCCUGGCUGCAGCGAUCCUUGUCUGUUCAUCUAUCAGUGGGAACCUGGUCUCUGGAACAAGAUCUUUCUCUAUAGACUACAAAAACAACUGUUUCCUGAAAGAUGGGAGGCCCUUUCAGUACAUCUCAGGCAGCAUCCACUACUCCAGAAUCCCACGGUUCUACUGGAAAGACCGGCUGAUGAAGAUGUACAUGACCGGACUCAAUGCGAUCCAAGUAUAUGUGCCAUGGAACUUCCAUGAAGCGGUUCAAGGCAUCCAGAACUUCACGGGGGACAGAGAUUUGGAGCAUUUUUUGGAUCUGGCCAACCAGACGGGACUUCUGGUCAUCCUGCGUCCGGGGCCGUACAUCUGCGCGGAAUGGGAAAUGGGUGGAUUGCCAGCAUGGUUACUUCAAAAACCAAACAUCAUACUUCGCUCAGCAGACACGGAUUAUAUAGAGGCAGUCAACAACUGGCUCGCUGUUCUCCUCCCCAAAAUGAAACGCUGGCUCUACAUCAAUGGGGGCAACAUCAUUACAGUCCAGGUUGAGAAUGAAUACGGAAGUUACUACGCAUGUGACUACAACUACAUGCGUCAUCUGCGGACUCUGUUCCGCUUGUUUCUGGGUGAAGACACCGUCCUGUUCACCACUGAUGGAAACACGGACAGGGAAAUGACAUGUGGGACUCUGGAAGGACUGUACGCCACAUUAGACUUUGGCACAGACACCAACGUAUCUGUAGCCUUCAAACGCCAAAGACGAUUUGAACCUAAAGGACCCUUGGUGAACUCGGAGUUCUACACUGGCUGGCUGGACCACUGGGGAGAUCCACAUGCUGUGGUUGAUGCUCAGAAGGUCAGCAGAGUGCUAGGAGAAAUGCUAGCCAUGGGGGCCAACGUCAACAUGUACAUGUUUGAAGGAGGAACCAACUUUGGCUACUGGAAUGGCGCCGAUCAUGACACCAGGUUCCGCUCAGUGGUGACAAGUUACGAUUACGACGCCCCGCUGACUGAGGCAGGGGACCCCACGGAGAAGCUGUUGGCCAUCAGAGAUGUCAUAGCGCAGUUUAUGCAGGUUCCCUCUGGUCCCAUGCCACCAGCGACUCCCAAGUUUGCCUAUGGAUUUGUGACCCUUAGAAAGGUCGGAAACAUGAGCGAUCUGCUGAACACACUUUCACCUGCGGGGCCGGUGGAAUCUCAGUAUCCUCUGACGUUUGAAGAGAUUAAACAGUACUAUGGAUACGUGCUGUAUCGGACCACGCUGCCCCGGGACCUCUCAGAGCCCACGCCACUUAUCUCCCCACUGAAUGGGGUUCAUGACCGCGCGUAUGUGUCCAUCAAUGGGGUUUUCCUUGGACUUUUGGAGAGGGACACUGCUCUGGUGAUGAACGUCACUGGACGGCAGGGAGACACGGUGGACAUCCUUGUCGAGAACAUGGGCAGGGUUAACUUCGGCAGCAAGAUCAAUGACUACAAGGGCCUGUUGAGCAACUUGAUCCUGGGUAAAGAUGUACUGACUGGUUGGAAGAUUUACCCUUUGGACAUUGAUGGAGCCAUUGCUGGCGGAUGGCCUCAUUCAGGCAGUAAAAAGUCCGUCCUCGCUCCUUGGCGAGAUUCUCCAGCUGGACCAGCCUUUUACAUGGGGACCUUGCAGCCUAACGGGCUUUCAUGGGACACAUUUCUCAAGCUGAGUGAAUGGACAAAGGGUCAGGUCUGGAUUAAUGGCGUGAACCUCGGGCGAUACUGGCCAGCCAGGGGUCCUCAGCAGACUCUGUAUGUACCCGGACCCCUACUCAGCACCAGCGUGCCCAACAACAUCACAGUGCUGGAGCUGGAAAGAGCCCCGGCACAUUUACGCGUUCUCUUUAUGGACCGGCCUCAUCUUAAUGCCACUACUGGAAAGUCUCGAUAGACCCCCAAAACAGUUUGAAGCACCUGUAUGAGAAUUCAUUAGAAAUAGCUCAGAGGAACUGUGCUUGUUCCACGAUAUUUCUCUAGAAUCAUCAUUCUUAAUGACUUAAGAUCUCUGAGUUUCACAUGCAGCCAAAUCUUAUCAGACACAAUCCAAAGUUACCUGCUUUAUCACAGUCAAACAGGGAUCAAAUGAUAACUUUGUCUGAAUAUUCACUAAAUUUGUGAGGGGAAAAAAUGGUGGCGAUAUAUGAACAUUAGUUUUUAUUGCAUCUUACCUUCUCCAUUAUACUUCUGUACAUAAUGUAAAUAAAUUGUACAUGAAUUUCUUUACUAUCUGAUACAAGUAUCCAUUUGUUUUACAUCAUCUUCCAUAAUAAAAUUAUAUUUGAAAUGUG